Molecule: messenger RNA, 1236 nt
Organism: Caenorhabditis sp. 36 PRJEB53466
Lineage: Eukaryota; Metazoa; Nematoda; Chromadorea; Rhabditida; Rhabditidae
Source: the annotation of a GenBank genome assembly
AUGAUCCGACCCCUUCUUCUCGCCCUUUUGGCACUUUUCCCGUCUAUCCAAGCUUCUGUAAUUUGUUACGAAUGUUACGCCAACUCGACCGAUGAGGGCAGAUUUUGCUCCAUUGACAAGCUUUGCAAAGGGACUUCGUGCUCUUUUCGUGAGUUAGACAAGUGAAAGUUGCUGAUGAAAAAGGUUCAUUUAGAGUUGAAUUCGGAUAAUAGUUGGCAGGCGGGAUGCUCGGAUUCUCUUUCAACGAAUACUAAUAUCGCUUGCUCGACGACAACGUCUUCUUCGUCAAGCUGCUCCUGCAACACAGACUUCUGCAAUUCGUUGGCAAAAUCUGAAAGUGCACUGAAGUCAACAGUAUCCAGCUCAAAAUCUUCUUGGUUUGGCUCGAGAAACAACAACAAGUUAACAUAAAAUUUCGUUAAAUCCUAUCAAAACUCUAGAACUUUCCAGAACAGCCAACGUCUCCCUGGCUCUACCCGAUCGCAAUCUGAUUCAUUGCGAAGAGUGUGGAAGUGUCACUGUGGCAAACGAAACUGUAGUCAUUCCAUGUGAUCGGAAUCAUACUUGUCAGGGAAAUUAUUGUGUUUCAAGUGAGUUACACUAUCUUUUAGUUUGAUUGGAAUCGCUGAAUGUUUUUUAGUCCGUGGCCAGUCUCCGUAUUCCUAUUGCGGAGGCGUUUGGGACGAGGAAAAAGCCGUGAGUUGUCAGAGAAACUUGUUCUGGAUUCAAAUGAUAUUUCAGCCAGCUUGCUACUUGGAAGGUGACAUUCCUGAAAUGUGCGUUUGCUCCAAUCACAUGUGUAACAUGCUUCUCGAUCCUGCGCCGAUUAUGACGACCACUGCGUCGUUGGGAGAUCGUGAGAUUUUCAACUUUUUUUUGUUAGAGCUUCAAUGUUUUCAGCAACUCUUGCCACACUUGCUCCGAUCAUAAUCGAACUGGAUACUAAUCAAGACAUUGUUACUAUCCCGUCGACUACACCGACCGAAGGAACCACGGCGACCACCGCGAAGCCUACCACAAGUAAGUGCAAAGCUGUAAGCUACUGAUGAAAAUUAAAUUCCAGAGAAAAAAUGCAAGACGUCAAAGUUGUCACCAAACGAUCAGGCCGUUUAUAUGGGCGAGAAGCUGAAGAAUGUGAUUCUCGGCGGAUUCGGAAGCGACGACGGAGCCGUGCAGAACUUCGAAGACGAUAUCAACGAUCACAUUUGCAAUUACUCGGACGAUGAAGAGGAGUAG